GCUUUCCGCAGCCGGCGGGCAGCGCGGCGGCCACGGCCCCAGCGACCCGGCCCGCCAGCCUGGAUCCCGGCCGGCCCGAGGCCCCGAGCCCGCGGCCCCCGCUGCCCCCGGACCAGGGAGCCGAGCGCCCGCGCCCCGCCGUGUCCGCAUGUCCUCGACGGAGAGCCCCGCGCGCCCCGCCGGCAAGCCGCCGCGCCCGCAGGUGGACCGCCUGCUCGCGGGGCUGCGCUGGCGCCGGCUGGAGGAGCCGCUGGGCUUCAUCAAGGUUCUCCAGUGGCUCUUUGCUAUUUUUGCCUUCGGGUCCUGCGGCUCCUACAGCGGGGAGACAGGAGCAACAGUUCGCUGCAACAACGAAGCCAAGGACGUGAGCUCCAUCAUUGUUUUGUUCGGCUAUCCCUUCAGGUUGCACCGGGUCCAGUAUGAGAUGCCUCUCUGUGAUGAUGACUCCACGUCCAAGACCAUGCACCUCAUGGGGGAUUUCUCUGCGCCUGCUGAGUUCUUUGUAACCCUCGGCAUCUUUUCCUUCUUCUAUACCAUGGCUGCUUUGGUCCUCUACCUGCGAUUUCACAAGCUCUACACGGAGAACAAGCGCUUCCCACUGGUGGACUUCUGUGUGACUGUCUCCUUCACCUUCUUCUGGCUAGUAGCUGCAGCUGCCUGGGGCAAAGGCCUGACUGAUGUCAAAGGGGCCACACGGCCCUCCAGCCUGACGGCAGCCAUGUCUGUGUGUCAUGGAGAGGAAGCAGUGUGCAGUGCCGGGGCCACGCCCUCUAUGGGGCUGGCCAACAUCUCUGUGCUCUUCGGCUUUAUCAACUUCUUCCUGUGGGCUGGGAACUGUUGGUUUGUGUUCAAGGAGACCCCAUGGCAUGGACAGGGCCAGGACCAGGGCCAGAGCACCAACCAGGAGAGCGCGGCUGAGCAGGGAGCGGUGGAGAAGCAGUAAUCAGCCCCCACCUGGCGACUCCCAGACUGGACAGCACCUCUCAACACCUCCAGCUUCCAGGACCUCCCUCUUCCUCUUGCAACUCCCUUUCCCCAUCAUUCUGGGCUUUGAGAUGAUGAAUGGACAGUCAUCUGCUGUCAGAAACCUGGGCAUCCCUCCCACUGGCUUCCUAUCCCUCCUCUUGCUAGAGCCCCUGAGGAUAAGAAUUUAGUGCUUCUUGUCUAUGGCCCAAACCAGACAUGUUACUGGGGUCUUACCUGUAUCUUUCUAGCCUCUGGGAACCAGCCUCAGUCGCAAGCCAGAACUAGGGGCAAGACACCAGAGCUCUGAGACUGGUCCCUAGCAACCACCUUUCUGUCACCUGUUCAGUCUCAAUGCAGUAGGGGUUAGGGAGCUGGCUGGCAGUCUUGCUCCUAUCCCUGCAUGGAGGGCACAGCAGUGACUUGGUGACAUCCCUUAAUGGCUGUCAUUUAGUCCCUGUGUCUGACCUCUAGCCUGCCCAGAACACAGUGUUUCCCAUUCUCUUUUCUGGCCUCUUGCUUUUCUAUAGCACUUACCACGUGUGAACCAGGAGGUCUAUCAGCCUAGAAAAGGGCCUGUAGAGGGUCCAUAGGAGGCCUGGCCUUGGUGGGAGCAGUUAAACUGCAACUGAGUUGCAAUUUCAAGGAAGAAAAUAAGGAAAGUGACUGCCAGAAUCGGUUUUGUCUAUCCCCUUCAUCCUUCCACCCACCAGGCUGGGGUACUCUAAAUCCUACUUACUCUAGAAACUUCUUACCUCCUUCUCUGCCCUUUUUGAGUUUGGUCUCAUUUCACCCUUGAGAUACAAGACAAGAGGCCUAGAAUAGCAUCUCCAUUUCAAGAUCUCCUCACCUUACCUCUCAGCCUAUCUCCCUACCCCAGCCUCUUGGGUCUGAGGCAUUCAAGAUCUUUUGAAGACUGCCCAGGCCUUCUUUUCAUUCCCUUGGGGCCAGAGAAGGGCUUUGGCAGGGUCCAAAAGACCAUCGUGAGGCUGAUCUGUCCCAGAGCCGUGGGACAGGGAUAGACGGGCCCGUUUCUCCCUUAUUCUCUCCUUGUUUCCCCCAGCACCUUCUCUAGUCCUUCUUUCAUCCUUUCCCUUCUCACCUUUACAGUGCCCGCUCCCUGGCCUUCCUUCCCAUCCUCUCCUUGCUUCCUGUUUCUGCCAGGCUGUCUCCUCCUCAGUCCAGGGUAGGCCGAUGCUAUUGGUGCUUCUUCACUUCGGGACCCAGUUCCAUAUUUGUCUUUGUCUGACACCUCCUGCAGUCCCUUUGUGGGCCCCUGGGCCUCAGAGUGCCAACUGGGUCAGGGCCCCCUGCCUCCGACCUGGCCCGAGACACCCCAAACUGUCCCACCAUGGGGCUGCUCAGGGAAGCAGGAAGAGGGAAGAAUUUACCCUUUUUUUUUUUUUUUUCUAAUCCAGAGCCAACUGGCCCAUUUAGCAUCCCAAAGGUGAGUGUGUCCUGUACCAGUCUCUCCUCAGGACUGAGUCGAUCCCUUCCACCUCCUCCCCUCCCUUGGUGCCAUUCAUAGUAACUUGUGCAUUACUUGGGUACUAAAGGCUUAAGACCUCUGAGUGAGGGCCACUCAUUUCUUGCAUGGGUCAAUUUCCCCCACUUGACAGGGGAAGUGUGAGGUUUAUAACCCUAAAAGUUAUGGGGUCCUUCAGUAAAAGAAUUGGGGUCAUUCUUUUCACUGUUGGUUUUAUCCUUUUUUCAGAUUUUGGGGAAGGGAUUUGAGGAGGGACAAAAUGAGAAGAAAGUGAAUAUGUUCCUAAGUCUGAAACUCUCUGUCCUGCGUUGUCCCAUGAAAAGGAGGGAGGGUGGCCAGUUUGCCUACAGCUCCAGACACAGAGAACAAAGGGGGUGAACUUCCCUUUUCUUCAAGCUGGCCCCAAUGGGGGGGGGAGGGGGACUGUGAGUAACUUCUACUGGAACUUUGUUUGGAUUCUGUGUUUGUAUUUAUAAUUUAAUAGAAGUAUAAAAGAUAAAGCGGUCUCAUUUGGGGACUGAUCUUAGCAACUGGCCCUUCCACUAGGAAAAGGGGGGCUGCUGUUCACUCGUGCCAAGAAGUCCUAGCUCACAGCUUUCCCCUAGGUGGGAAGGCUCUUCCUCAUGCUCAAGAGGCUGGCUGGUCCUUGAUUUAGGCUCUGGUCACUCUCACCAUGGCCAUCCUAAGAAGGGCUAUUUCACCUGACUGCCUCCAGAGGGCUGGGCUGUUCUCACAAGACUUCAGUCUCCUUCCAACCAGGGCUGACAUCACUGCUUUGCCUAGUGGAACCCAGUGUAGGAGAUAUCUGGUUUCUCCAGCUGCUGUAGGAGGCCAACAGACAGGGCACUGGCCCUUUGCCCUGGAGGACUACGACUCCGCUGGAGUGCCCACCUAGGAGCUUUCCUAGACACGAGCCUACCAACAUCAUGGGCAUGGGUCUCCUACUUCUGGGAUUGCAGAUCAGCGGUUGGGGGAGAAUGUUGCAUGUUGUUUUCUGGUGCUUUAUUACACAUUUGAAUAAACAGUGCUGCAAGCAUUUACCAUGAAGGAGCCAACA
Molecule: messenger RNA, 3506 nt
Organism: Perognathus longimembris pacificus (Pacific pocket mouse)
Lineage: Eukaryota; Metazoa; Chordata; Mammalia; Rodentia; Heteromyidae
Gene: Sypl2
Product: synaptophysin like 2
Exons: 6
Coding region: 149-943 (264 amino acids)
Cellular component (GO): synaptic vesicle; synaptic vesicle membrane
Source: RefSeq, a predicted model, not a curated record